AUGUCCCUGUGUGCAUCUUCUCACAAGGACCUGUCUCAAUUGCUGCCACUUCAGGAUAUUGGAUGCAAUAAACCAGAAAUUAAAAACUCACCCCCUGGUAUCGUCUCUCCAGUUCCCUAUACCUGUAAUCAGUCCAUGUUGACAGCAGAACACAGUCCAGUCUAUAUUCCCUCAUCUUACACGGAAAACAGACAUGAAUAUUCUGCAAUGGCAUUCUGCAGCCCUGCUGUGAUGAAUUACAACAUUACCAGCAAUUUUGGUGAUUCAGAGAGUGCAUCUGUGAGGCAAACGUCAAGCCCCAGCGCGUUAUGGUCUGUUCCUGGCCAUCUCUCCCCUCUGACAUUGCACUGUCAGUCAUCGCUUCUGUACGCAGAGCAGCCAAAGAGUCCGUGGUGCGAAGCAAGAACAAUGGAGCCAGUGCUGCCUGUGAGCAGAGAAACAUUAAAAAGAAGAACUAAUGGCAAUGAAUGUACAAGCCCAGUUGCAAAUAAUCCUGGCUCAAAAAGGGAUGCUCACUUCUGUGCAGUCUGCAGUGACUAUGCUUCAGGAUACCACUAUGGGGUCUGGUCAUGUGAAGGCUGCAAAGCAUUCUUUAAAAGAAGUAUUCAAGGACACAACGAUUACAUCUGCCCAGCUACCAAUCAAUGCACAAUAGAUAAAAACAGGCGCAAAAGCUGUCAGGCAUGCCGGCUACGGAAAUGUUAUGAAGUGGGAAUGAUGAAAUGUG
Molecule: messenger RNA, 727 nt
Organism: Cariama cristata (Red-legged seriema)
Lineage: Eukaryota; Metazoa; Chordata; Aves; Cariamiformes; Cariamidae
Product: estrogen receptor beta-like
Exons: 3
Biological process (GO): regulation of DNA-templated transcription
Molecular function (GO): DNA-binding transcription factor activity; sequence-specific DNA binding; zinc ion binding
Source: RefSeq, a predicted model, not a curated record